Molecule: messenger RNA, 800 nt
Organism: Rhagoletis zephyria (snowberry fruit fly)
Lineage: Eukaryota; Metazoa; Arthropoda; Insecta; Diptera; Tephritidae
Source: RefSeq, a predicted model, not a curated record
AUGGAUUCAAUUGUGCAGGUGGCAUUCGGACUGAAAAUUGACUCACUCACUGAGAAGAAUCACCCAGUCAUCACCAAUGCACAUCGUCUCUUCUCUGCAGACUUUUCAAUCAGAAAUUUACUAAUUGUUGCCUCCUUAUUGUUAGUUCCCAAAAUUGCCAAACUUCUGGGCCUCCGAUUCAAUGGAGAGUCAAUUGAUUAUUUCAGUGAGUUCUCGACAAAAAUUCUCAAAGAUAAACGGGCAGCAUACACCAAAGAAAAAGAAGGCAAAGCAAGCAACUUUAUUGAGUUGAUGCUUGAAGCAGAAGUAGAUUUGCAAAACAAUAAUGAACAUGAAAAAUCUAAAUCUGGAUACGACACAAGUGCCAGCGCAAUUUCGAUGGCUGUUUACCAACUGGCAAAACAUUCUCAGGCUCAAGAAAAACUUUACGAUGAGAUUGUUCAGAUGCUGGCAAAACUACAAGAAGAGGCUCCACCAGGAUCGUCUCUCGAUCCUAUUGAUCUGAUAAGCAUUGACAGUUUAUCACGUUUUCCUUACCUCAAUGCCGUUCUCAAUGAGUCAAUGCGCAUUUACCCACCGGCAACAUUCACCGAACGACAGGCCUCAAGAGACAUGCUCCUUCAGACGGCCGAUGGUCGAGUGAGCUUUGAAGUGAAAGAAGGAGAUGUCAUUCAGUUUCCGAUUUUUGCCAUGCAUCAUGAUGCGAACCAAUUUCCAGAAACUGAUUCUUUCAAACCAGAACGUUUUCUUAAUCCCACACACCACAAAUACGCUUUCAUACCGUUUGGAAGUGGUCCAAG